Messenger RNA from Paramuricea clavata, 4855 nucleotides. Lineage: Eukaryota; Metazoa; Cnidaria; Anthozoa; Malacalcyonacea; Plexauridae. The record is from the annotation of a GenBank genome assembly.
AUGCCUAUUACGAGGGGCCAAAACGAGUCACAUUCGGAGGAAUCACAAGCUACUGGGGGCGAAAAUCGAAGCAAAACACCAAUGGAUCGUGUCACAGUCGUGCAAAAACAGUUGGAAACCAGUUUUAAAGUUGCUCUGCACUUGGACAGUCAAACUGAAACAAUUUUAGAAUCUAAAAACGAGAGAAAACUGCAACGACACAAGGGAAAUUUGGAAGAAAAACUGAAUAAAUUACAUGGCUUGGUAUCAGCUAUGAUAGAACUAACGUUUGAGCAAAGGUUGGAUCUUGAGGCGGUUGAUGAAUGGGCAACUGAACCAAAUAAGGUUAUCGAAGGUUAUGAACACUCUUUGGAGGCUUUGGAAGGUCUUCUACAAAAGAUGGACGACGAUAAGGAGGCCAGGAAGAGACAUGACAUUGAAGCUCGAGAAGAAGAGAAACGGAUGAGAAUUCGACAAGAGGAAGAAGAAAAACAGGAACGAUUGCGAAGACAUGAUUUACAGUGCGAGGAAAUACGACUGCAACGUUGGAACGAGGAACAAAGCACUGCAAGGUUACCUAAGUUGGAGAUAAGUAAAUUUAAGGGAGAUUCACUAGAUCGGAACUGGUUUUGGGAACUAUUUGAGUCAGAAAUUGACAAGACCUCUAAACCGGCUGUAACUAAAUUUGCAUACUUGCGAGAACUAGUGGGUGAACGACCAAAAACUGAAAUACUAGGACUUCCGUACACUGAGGAUGGAUACAAGAAAGCCAAAGAAGAUCUCAAGGCUAAGUAUGGGGUUACAUCAGAGAUCAUUCAAGCUCAUGGUAAGCAAGUUAUGAAUUGAUUUUACCAGUGAUAACAUCAGUUAACUUAAAACAAAUUCAUGAGUUUUAUCUAUUGUUGAAUGUGAGUGUGAACUCAUUGAGAACUCUGGGAAAUCUAGAUACUGCCGAGAUCUUAGUCAGAGAAACUGUAGACAAGUUGGGCCCCAUAAAGGCAGAUCUGACCCGAACAUGGCAAGAGUGUGGGUUUGAUGACCUAUUGACAGCUUUACGAGAUUUUACUCUGAGAAAUCCAGAAAAUCCAGGUAGCAUUGGGGACGAUAAAAAUGGACGGAGACCUCCAAGGGGGGAGAAACAAUUCCAAGGGAAUGAGAACAGUGGACCCAAGUGUGUAUACCGUAAUUCUACUAACCACAGAUGUAGUGAUUGUUAUAAAGUGAAAGAUGUGAGUCGGAGGAGAGAAAUUCUACGAAAGAACAAACUUUGUUACAAUUGUACGGGCAAAGGACAUUGGGCGGCAAGUUGCAAAAGUAGAAAUUCUAGGAAAUGUAGUGGCAAGCACCAUACAUCUAUUUGUUCUGUAAAAGAAGAGCUUUCUUCCCAUUACAUGAUUGGUACAACCAAGGGAACCAUACACCCAACCAUUAUUGUUGUAUCAGGUGGGUAGAAAUUCAGAGCAAUGAUUAACACAGGUGCUGGCAGUUCAUUUGUCUCAUCAACAGUCAUUAAGUACUUAGGAAUUAGACCAACCAAGUGGGAGAACAAAAGCAUUGAAACAAUGACUGACACAGUCAAUCAAAAGGUGCCUUGCUACAAGGUUACACAGAAGUCCACAGAUGGUAGUCAGAGUUUAGAUUUCAAAGUGAAUGAGUUAGACCGGACAGUUUUGACAACCCUUACCAACCCCGGCAUCCAUGGGUUAAAGGAAGCACACCCCCAUCAGAAGGGAAUCCAAUUCGACAAUGAAGACGACCGACCUAGUCACCCAAUACAUUUGAUCCAGAGAGCGGGGGACAUUGCGAGAAUGAAGAUUAGUGAAUGUAGAAUUGGUAGUAUGACCGAGCCGGUUGCCGAAAAGACUACAUUUUGGUGGACACUCAUGGAACAAAGGGAGGAGGACUUGAGUCAUCUCUAUUUUACCAGAACAUUUCAAGACGACUAUAAACAGCUCUUCACCAUGGCUCCUGAGAAACCGGCUCCUGAGAAACCUACAAGGAAGAGAAAGUUUUAUCUGCCACAUAAACCAGUUAUUAAAGAUUCGGCUGAGACCACUAGAGUUCGGAUCGUUUUUGAUGCGUCGGCGAAAGUGAGUUUAAAUGUACCAUCGUUGAAUGAAUGCCUCCAUAAGGGACCCCCACUACAGCCAUUACUUUACAAUGUGCUUGUUAGAAAUCGGUUGAAACCAAUCGGACUGACAGCAGACAUUAAGCAAGCAUUCCAUCAGAUCUGGGUGGACCCAGAAGACCGAGACGUACUGCGAUUCUUCUGGAUUAAAGAUUUAGAGACGAAGGAACGUGUUACACUUCGACAGACGAGAGUUCCAUUCGGAAGUGUAUCAAGUCCAUUCUUACUUCGGGGAACACUUAAUAGACAUCUUGAGAAUUGCCAAAGAGAUUAUCCGGACACAGUGGAGGAGCUUACGAAUAGCACAUAUGUGGACAAUGUAAUUUCUGGAGGUGAAUCUAUCAAGCAAGUGCAAAAGUUCAAGAAAGAGUCUGUUGAACUAUUUAGCCAAGGAGGAUUCCCAUUGCACAAGUGGCACUCAAGUGACUCUCGGUUUGAGGAGCAGCAACCAGCGGUUGAAGAUCAAACAUAUGCAAAGGAGGAGUUGGGUACAAAACCAGCCGAAACAAAGAUUCUCGGGAUGAAGUGGGACAAAGCGAAAGACACAUUAGCAAAUGACUUUCGUGGGUGCAAGCAGACCGGAGAGGGUACGAAGCGUGGAAUGUUACAGUCAAUAGCUAGAGUCUACGACCCUCUAGGGGUAACCUCACCGUUGAUGUUGGAUGCAAAGGAGAUUUAUCGGAAAACGUGCGAAGAGAAACAUUCGUGGGACAUUCCUCUGGGAAAGGAGAUAGCAGAAUCAUGGAAGAAAUGGCGGGAUGGUCUUCCUGAAGAAGUAAGCGUUCCAAGAAGCAUAACCCCUCAUAAGGAGGAGAUAACUGGGAUAGACUUACAUGGGUUCGGAGAUGCAAGCGUGAAGGGGUGCAGUGCAGCAGUUUAUGCAGUAGUUCAUCAGGGGGAGAAGACAACUCAGGGAUUGGCUACAUCCAAUUGCAAAUCAAGAAUAGCGAAGCCAAAUGUCAGCAUUCCAAGACUGGGACUCAUCGCAGGACAUAUGGUAGCAAAUUUAACCGAUAACGUUAGUAGAGCUUUAGCUGGGUACAACAUCUUUGGUGCUUACGGAUAGCUGGACAGCACAGUGGCUCUCUAUUGGAUUAAGAAUAAAGACGGUGAAUGGAAACAGUUCGUGUCCAACCGAGUUGCAAAAAUACAACAGAAAUAGUCAAUCUGGCGACAAUGGCCAACCACCCAAAAUCCUGCAGACAUCGGUAGCCGAGGCGCAAAUAUACAACAGCUGAGAAAUUCUACGUGGUGGGCAGGACCGACAUGGUUAGCUGACGAGAACAACUGGCCAACCGAUAUAUAUAUAACUCUAAAGAAAACCAAGGAAGUUAGCGAAAAACAUAGAGCAACUGUAGAUAAAUUACACACAAUUGUUAUGAAAGAGAACAAUUUGAACGAUCUUCUCGUGAAAUGGAACCUCUGAAAGGUUUUGCGUAUUGUUGCAUGGGUUUUCAGAUUCGUGUCUAACACAACGAAGCGGGGGAAAACGAAAGGCGUUCUGACUACCAAUGAGAUUAAUCAUGCUGAAACUUUCUGGAUAAAAUUCGUUCAGGAAGAAGCGACCAAAGAAGAAAACCAUUCAGCUAUCGCGUCUAAGCUGGAUUUGGAAGCAGAUGAAAAGGGAGUACUAAGGUGCAAAGGACGGAUAAUCGGGGAGCAUCUAGUCUACCUUCCAAGAAUUCAUCGCUUCGCGAGUCUCGUGGUUUCUGAUGCCCACGAACGUACUCUCCACGGAGGAGUAAGGCUAACGAUGGCCUAAAUUCGACAGAAAUGGUGGAUCGAGAAGCUAAGAUCCCUGGUCAAGUCGGUACACAAGUGCAAUACAUGUGUGAAGUACAGAGCAAGACCUCUACCAACACCAACGCAAGCACCGUUACCAGAAUUCCGCACUACGCACAGUCGGGCAUUUGAAACAGUAGGGCUAGACUUCGCGGGACCGAUUUCAUACAAGAUCAAGAAGGGAUUUCAAGGGAAAUGCAACGUGACAUUGUUCACCUGUGCUACAUCUCGAGCUGUCCACCUUCACCUCCUUCCAGAUAUGACGGCGGAAGAGUUAAAAGGAAGUCUCGCGGAAAUUGUAGCACGAAGAGGUCGACCAGCGAAGAUUGUUAGUGACAACGCUAAAACGUUCGUCGUCAUCGCAAAGUGGUUACGAAAACUCAAACGUAGUCAAGUCGUUAACGAUUACCUCGCUCGGCGUGAAAUCCAUUGGCAGUUUAAUCUCGCAAGGAGUCCAUGGUGGAGCGGUUUUUUCGAGCGAAUGAGAAAGAUUCUGACGAACAAGUCGAAGUCAAGGUAAUGGUUAAGCGGGCCAGAUAUCUAAAACGGUGUAAGGAUGUAAUGUGGAAACGAUGGUCGUCAUAAUACAUAAGGGCGUUGCGAGACCGUCAUGGACAAUUGACUGGUAAGAAGUCGGAGAUAAACGUUGGCGAUGUUAUGCUUCUACAAGGUGAAGAAGAGAGCAGAGGACUGUGGAAAAUGGGAGUAGUUGAGAAAUUGAUUGCCGGAAAGGACGGAGUUGUUCGAGGUGCCAUACUUAAAACUGGUAAUGGAAGAAAGGAAAGACCACUUCAACAUCUAUACCUGUUGGAGUUGGCAAGUGCAACAACGAAAUCACAGCAAUCGAAGGCAUUGAAUCCAAAUGCGAAAGCAUUUGAGCCAAGAAAAUCGAGAGCGGCGAAAACAAAGGCGUUACAAAUGAUCGGACAGAUAAUAAGUGAUAUUGCGGACUCUAAGGACAAUUAA